AUGGCUCACCGGCCGUCGAACCUCGCCACCCCGACUGCCACCGACCCUACCUCUACCCUCAAAUACGACCCUCCAAACAUGGACGACCUUACCCAAGAACAACAGGACCUUAUCCGGAGCAAGGUAGUCCGCUCAAGCCCGCUGGACGCGUCUUUUCUUGCCAAAGAGAAAUUAAACUCCAUCCUGAUGGUGCUUCCAGAACCCCUUCGCAACAACGCGUGGGAGAUGCAUCUCCGAGAGAACAUGUUUCACUUUGCGGAUGAAUACCAACUCCACUCAUUGGUAUUCCGAAACCCGAAAGAUGCGAGCCUUUUGUGCAAGAUAUCCGUCGACUUUGAUUGUCCACUGGACGCCAUGGAUACGAUGCUUGCCGACGAUCUCGCACAGUGCACAGGGCUCGAAGCACUUGAAAUUGGGGCGGAUGAGGCGCUACUGGUGUGUGAAGCGUCACGAAGGGACAAAGGAUACCAGGAAGUGAGGAUGCGCCCUCAGGAUAUCGGCUUCGCUCUGAACCUGCUUGUGCUGCGCCUACGUGGCAUACGGAAACUUCGUCAGCUUCAUAUCCCCAAGGUCACAUUUACCCCAAGAACCCAUGGAGGGCACGAUAAUUCUUACCGACGGCGCACGACAGGCCCCAUCCCCGGAGGAGUUCUCGAGACUGUUGUAGCCAGGGACAUGAUGCGUUCCAACAUAGUCACGAGUCACCAGCUGAAGCCUCGAAAGGGCCACGCAGCAGGUAAAGCGAAGGUGAAAACAUCCCAGAGCGGACCAGCCGGUAAGCGUGGGCAAACCGAUGCCGACGUUCGCAACUUCCUCGACUCAUCCACCAAAGCCGACAGUUCACCGCUGCAGCCGUCCCACUUCCGCUUCCUUGACCUGCCGGCCGAGCUACGUAACCGGGUCUACCAGCUUCUGUUAGGAUGUCACGGCGCGGUCAGCCCGUCAGACCGUGUUCCCUUGAGCGCCGACCUCAAAGACAGCAAAAGCCCCAUCGGCGAAGCGCCCCACUCAGCCCUUGCCCUACUCGAGACAAACAAACAGAUCUACGAGGAGGCAGUGGGUAUCUACUACGCCACAGCCUCGUUCGUAUUCUAUUAUCCCCUCCAAUCGAUGAUCUUUCUCGAAAUCCUCAGUGACAAGCGCAAGUCCUACCUCAGCAGCAUCACCCUCUGGUACAAGAAUCAACGCCAAGGUAGGUUCGACGUCGUCGACAUGGCCAUCCUGCAAUUGCUCAAACUCCGCAAUCUGAAGAAGCUAGAGAUUAUCCUGGACGAGAGGACAGCGCAUCUGUUUGGCACUUCGAGGACCUUCAGGAUGCCCGGAGAGCAGUGGCUGAGGGAGUUGAGCAAGAAUGGCGUCGCCGUGGCGUUUCGCUGCCAGGAGGCUGAUACUAUCUUGUGGCACAAUGAUCCGUCUGAAUACGUCCCUGGUGUCUUCAUGGACAAGUAUAGACAACGCGAUGUCAAUAAAGCCAGGGAAAUGCAGAAGGGGUGCCAGCUGGCGGAGGACAGGAUUACGGAAAACUGA
This is a messenger RNA of Trematosphaeria pertusa, 1527 nucleotides long. RefSeq lists its product as uncharacterized. The coding region runs from base 1 to 1527 and encodes 508 amino acids. The record is from RefSeq and is a predicted model, not a curated record. The transcript has a single exon. Lineage: Eukaryota; Fungi; Ascomycota; Dothideomycetes; Pleosporales; Trematosphaeriaceae.